CGCUGAAUUACGUGUCUUUGGGUCGUCCAUGGACAAGACGCUAAGAUCUGGUUCCACGGCCGCCAUCGUGCCACUCGGUACCCGGUAUUGAAGACGCUGGCGACGUGUGCGUGCGACUGUACCCGAUCAAAGGUACAGUCCUCCACGGCCCGUCCCACGACCAAGUGCCCAGCGUCCAUCACUGGCGCGCCGCGUCACUUGCACCCAUGAGAAAGGUGCAGUUGCACUUGUACGUCACCGGCGCAGGUCAUUUCCAAACACUUGCUGCCACCAAACAUGGGCGUGCGCGACUGGUUUGGCCUCGGGGACGAGAGCAAGCUCGCGCAAGCGGCCGGCGCCGGCGACCUCUCGCUCGUGACGUCGCUCCUCGCGACAGGUGUGAACGCCAACGGCAUUUGCCUCGGCGUACCAGCGCUGUACAAGGCAGUCGUCGCCAAUCACGCUGCGAUCGCCCGGCUUCUCGUUGAAGCAGGCGCGAACCCGGAUUCGCCGACGUGGACCAAAGCAGUCCCUUUGGUAGCCGCCGUCAUCCGUGGCCACACGAGCUGCGCCGCGCUACUCAUCGAAGCUGGCGCGAGUCUUGAUGUGCUCGAUCGGCGUGGCGACUCGCCGCUGUACAUUGCUGCUGACGGCGGCUACGCCGACAUUGUGCGACUUCUUGUUUUGGGACACGCCAACGUCAACCUCUGCAACGCGACGGGGCAGUCGCCGCUCUUUACUGCGGCCUUGCACGGCUACACGGCGAUCGUUCAAGAUCUAUUGGCGGCCGACGCCAACUACGACUGCGCCAACCAGCUAGGGCAGACACCGCUGCUGGCGGCAGCGAUGGCCGGGCGGAAGGAGGUUGUUGCACUGCUACUCUUGGCUGGCGCCAAGAUCGACCACUGCAACGACUUUGGGCACUCGGCUGUGUUUCUCGCCGUGUACAAGGGCCAUGUCGAUGUGGUCGCCCAACUUGUGGCCGCCAGUGCCAACGUCAACCUCGCCAACGACGAAGGCUGCACGCCGCUCUUCAUUGCCGCCAAGCGCGGGCUGCGCGACGCCGUCAAGCUGCUGCUGGACGCGGGGGCGAGUACGCACCUCAGCGACAAGAGUCAAAAUACUCCGCUGCUCAUGGCGGCCAACGGCGGGUACACGGAGAUCGUCUCGCUCUUGAUCGCGGCCAAGGCCGACGUCAACCAGCCCAAUCAGAGCAAGGAUACCCCGCUGAUUUGGGCCGCCGACCGGGGCCACGCCCCCGUCGUGCAGUGUCUCUUGGCCGCCAAGGUGAACGCCAACCAUUGCAACACGGCAGGUCGGUCGGCACUGCUGGUCGCUGCGCGGGGUGGCCACGUCCCCGUGGUGGAGCUGCUUCUCGUCGUGACAGCUGACAUCAACAAAGCCGAUAUCAACGGAGAAACGGCCAUCUACACCGCUGCCCGACGGGGCCACGUUGCUGUUGUCAAGCUGCUCGUGGCCGCCGGCGCCAACACGCACCUCCCCGACAAGGUGAAUCCGCUGACGAUUGCGCGUCAGAACGGCCACCACACGACGGUGCGCGCCCUUCUCACAGCUCAGAAAGCGCAACUGAGUGCGCUCAAACCGCCCGUACUGUGCUUGGUCAAGCUCGGUCGCGGCCGGUACGGGGACGUGUGGAAGAGCUCGUACCUCGGCCACACGGUCGCCAUCAAGACCAUGUACCCGAGUAACGACGCCGCCUUUCUCAGUACUUUGGACCGCGCGCAGCAGCUCGACUGUCCACACCUUGCGCGGUAUCACGGCAUCGUUCACUCGGCAAACGGCACACACCGCGUCGCGAUCGAGUACGUUGAUGGCGGCAGCGUUCGCGACUACCUCGUCAAGCUCCAGCGACGCGAGCGCACGUCCACCUCGACAGUUGCCGUGGCGGUCGCCGCAGCACGAGGCCUUGCCGCCUUGCACACCGCUGGUCUCGAGCACGGUCGCUUCACAGCAUCCAACAUUUUUCUCUCGACGACGGCGGUGGCCAAGCUCACCGACUACUGCUUGGACGACGCUUCCCUCUGGGCGCGCACGUCGGCGCCCGAAGUCCUCGCCGGCAGUAGCCCGACGUCGGCGGCGGAUAUCUACGCUUUCGGGCUUUUCUUGGUGGAGAUGGAGACGCGCCAAGCGCCGUUUCCAGAGCUGCAUGACAUCGACGUCAUGGCGGGCGUCAAGCAAGGUACAUUGCAGCCCCAAUGCUCUGCGUCCUGCGCCCCAUGGUACCGCAACCUCGUGCUAGCGUGCGUGCAAAUAGACCCUAAACGCCGACCGACCGCCGCCGAUGUCCUUCAGUGUCUAGAGUCCAAUGCCAAGUUAGCAAUGUAAUCGAUAGACAUGCUUUGUUGGCGCAAACGCCGUAUGAAGGCCGCGACUCGGACUGUGCACACACCAAGAAGGAACGCGGCGCUUCCUGAACCAUGUGUUAGAGCCUAGGAAAACGAAAACUACGCGGGUUUAGGGUUUGUAUGAAGACGUCUGCAGACUUCAACCUCGACUAUCGUGGUGCUUUCUACCCUUAUUCAUUGCCAGGCCCAAGCCCCUCUAGAGUCUAGCACCACGAGACAAGUACUCCACGUUUGGGUGUCAUCUUCACUGAUCAAUCAGAUGCCAAAUGACACGCUUUCCGAAGAUCUGGCGAGUGUUGAUCCACCGGC
Messenger RNA from Saprolegnia diclina VS20, 2654 nucleotides. Its product is annotated as serine/threonine protein kinase, variant 1. Gene Ontology annotation, cellular component: cytoplasm; nucleus. Bases 277 to 2325 code for a protein of 682 amino acids. The record is from RefSeq and is a predicted model, not a curated record. Gene Ontology annotation, molecular function: protein binding; ATP binding; protein kinase activity. The transcript is spliced from 17 exons. NCBI's taxonomy places the organism in Eukaryota, Oomycota, Saprolegniomycetes, Saprolegniales, Saprolegniaceae. Gene Ontology annotation, biological process: protein phosphorylation.